This is a messenger RNA of Frieseomelitta varia, 1346 nucleotides long. RefSeq lists its product as uncharacterized. The coding region runs from base 4 to 1242 and encodes 412 amino acids. The record is from RefSeq and is a predicted model, not a curated record. Lineage: Eukaryota; Metazoa; Arthropoda; Insecta; Hymenoptera; Apidae. Gene Ontology annotation, cellular component: plasma membrane. Gene Ontology annotation, biological process: detection of chemical stimulus involved in sensory perception of smell; sensory perception of smell. The transcript has 5 exons. Gene Ontology annotation, molecular function: olfactory receptor activity; odorant binding.
UCGAUGAUGACCGGGAGAGAGCUCGCUGCCGCGGAGAAAUCCCGCAAUCCAAGUUACAAGGACGACCUGAGCUUCAACGUGAGGUUCAACCAGUGGACGUUGAAGACAAUCGGCACAUGGCCAAGAUCGCUGAAUCACACGUUCCUCGAGACGAUCCAACACGUCACUCUGAACCUUCUCUGUUACGGCCUGCUCGCGUUCAUCCUGAUCCCCUGUAGCAUGUUCAUCGUCCUGGAGAUCAAGGACUUUUACAAUCAGCUGAAGCUCGGCAGCGCGCUCAGCUUCUUCAUGAUGGCGGUGAUGAAGUACUGCGUCUUCAUUGCCCGCGAGGCUGACAUACGUAGAUGCGUGAAGCUGAUCGAGAACGACUGGAAGAACGUGAGAUACGAGGAGGAUCGUGAGAUCAUGUUGAAGAACGCGAGCUUCAGUCGCCGACUGAUCGUCAUCUGCGGCGCAUUCAUGUACGGAGGGGUGAUUUUCUAUUACAUCGCCCUGCCGCUCACUCGGGCAAAGAUCGUGGAAGAGGGCGGCAAUUUGACCUACAGAAGGCUAGUCUACCCUUUCCCCAAGGUUCUCCUGGACGCUCGGCACAGUCCCAUCAAUGAAAUUUUCUAUACGAUACAGCUGUUUUCUGGCUUCGUGGCUCAUAAUAUCACGGUCGCUGCCUGCGGCUUGGCUGCCCUCCUCGCGAUGCACGCCUGCGGUCAGUUACAGGUAUUAAUGUCUUGGCUGGAGAAAUUGGUGAACGGAAGGGAGAACGACGACGAGAGUUUGGAUCAGAGGUUGGCCAACAUUGUGAACCAACACGUCCGGAUAAUCAAUUUCAUAGCUCUCACAGAGAAUCUGUUGCACGAGAUAUCACUGGUAGAGGUUGUGGGGUGUACGUUGAACAUAUGUUUCCUUGGAUAUUACUCGAUGAUGGAAUGGGAUCCUAAGCAACCUGUCAGCGGCGUGACGUACAUAAUAUUGCUCAUAUCCGUCACGUUCAACAUUUUCAUAUUCUGUUACAUCGGCGAUCUUUUAGCAGAGCAGACGAUCAAGGUCGGCGAGAAGUCUUACAUGAUCGAUUGGCAUCGAAUCCCAUGGAGGAAAAGUUUCGCCAUACCUUUGGUGAUCUCGAUGUCCCGUUCAACCACCAAGCUCACUGCCGGCAACAUCAUCGAGCUUUCCAUCAGUAGUUUCGGCGACGUCAUCAAGACGUCGUUCGCAUACUUGAACAUGCUGCGAACACUCACGAUGUAAGGAUUUUCUUUCAGAAUGACUUCGACAAUUGACCGAUAUCGCGAUUUUCGCACGGAAAAGUCAGAAAGAGCAUGGAGACACAAAUAUAUCACAUGGAGAUGUAU